UUCCUGGAUCCGCAGGCCGUGACCAGCGGGGCCGGGCGCGGCCUCCGGGAGGCUCCCCGCUGUGCACCGCGGAAUCCCUGCGGUAGGGGCCGCGGGCCUCGGCGACGGACGAGGCGAUGAGCCGCAUCUACGACGACAGCGCGCUCCGGAACCGGGCGGUGCGGGGCGCGCGGCUGCCGGGCGCCUGGGACCCCGCCGCCCACCAGGGUGGCCCCGGCGUCCUGCUGGAGGGACACCUGGCCGAAGUUUCCCGGCACAGCAUCUCUGAUGCCCAGGGCAGGAAGGAACGCUACUAUGUACUAUACAUCAGGCCCAGUCGCAUCCACCGCCGGAAAUUUGAUGCCAAGGGAAAUGAAAUCGAGCCCAACUUCAGUGACACCAGGAAGGUGAACACUGGCUUCCUCCCAUCCUCCUACAAGGUGGAGGCCAAGGGGGACACAGACAGGCUCACGCCGGAGGCCCUGCAGGAGCUGGUGAACAAGCCAGAGCUGCUGGCCCUGACAGCCAGCCUCACCCCCGAGCACACGGUGGCCUUCUGGAUGCCUGAGUCAGAGAUGGAGGCCAUGGAGCUGGAGCUGGGGACCGGGGUACGGCUGAAAACUCGGGGCAAUGGCCCCUUCCUAGAGUCGAUAGCCAAGCUGGAGGCUGGAACAGUGACCAAGUGUAAUUUUGCUGGUGAUGCAAAGACAGGGGCGUCCUGGACAGACAACAUCAUGGCUCAGAAAUCUUCUGAGGGGACCCCUGAGAUCCGCGAGCAGGGAGACGGGGCAGAGGAUGAGGAGUGGGACGACUGAUAUUCAUGGGCCAUGGAUGCCUUCCAGGUCCAGCCUGCACUUCCUGUGGAACCUUCGAGAAUUGGCCCCCUCCACUUCCACCCUGGAGCUGAAGGGAGCAGCCAGCCAGCCAGGCUCUACCUGCUUCUCCUGAUGCUGCCUCUGAGUUAGCCUUUAAACAAGCUCUGCUGAAAUCAAAUCCAAGAUCAGGACAUUGGUGGAGGGAUCCCGGGCUGUGGCCUGUAUGGUGGAAGGGCUGGGGGUGGAGAGGGUCCCUGCCUGAUGCCAGCGGUGCUGGGGAUCAAAGCCAGGGCUUCACGUGUGCUAGGCAAGUGCUCUGCCACCAAGCUGCACCCCUAGUUCUGGGACACAUUUUUGAUUCUACCGUUUUUUUUUGCUCAUUGUUUUGUACUUUGAGAACUUUCUACCAAUGAAUAAAUCUUCAAGAAAGAA
Messenger RNA from Perognathus longimembris pacificus (Pacific pocket mouse), 1226 nucleotides. RefSeq names its product actin related protein 2/3 complex inhibitor (gene Arpin). Bases 117 to 794 code for a protein of 225 amino acids. The record is from RefSeq and is a predicted model, not a curated record. The transcript is spliced from 6 exons. Lineage: Eukaryota; Metazoa; Chordata; Mammalia; Rodentia; Heteromyidae. Gene Ontology annotation, biological process: negative regulation of actin nucleation.